This is a messenger RNA of Coccomyxa subellipsoidea C-169, 1713 nucleotides long. RefSeq lists its product as hypothetical. The coding region runs from base 1 to 1713 and encodes 570 amino acids. NCBI's taxonomy places the organism in Eukaryota, Viridiplantae, Chlorophyta, Trebouxiophyceae, Coccomyxaceae. Gene Ontology annotation, molecular function: protein binding. The transcript is spliced from 11 exons. The record is from RefSeq and is a predicted model, not a curated record.
AUGGCUCUUGGUGCUGCCCUCCUCCACAAGGCUUUCAGGAAGCGUGGCAGAGGCAAGGGAAGGCAGCUGCCCAACCUCAGGGCCUUCAUAGACCCGCUUGACAUCAGGCCAGCUGAGGGCGCUGGCACUUCUUUGAUAGGCGCCACUGUGGCGGCCUCAGACCUGUUUGCCAUUGGUGGCAAAGCUGCACGCACGAGGGCCACCCCAGAUUCUGCCACCAUUGGCAUUGGCAUUGACCACUUGUCUGGCGUCAGGGUCCAAGCAGCCUGCAACGGCCUGUGGGGUUACCGAGCGUCCACAAAUGCAGGCCCCAAGGACGGGGCUGGCACCAUUGCGGGACCAUUGGACGCCUUGGGGUGGAUGACCAAGGACCCUGCCCUGCUCACAAAAGUGGGCAUAGCCCUGCAGCUGCCUGGAGUGGUCUCAAAGGGGGAUUUGCUGCAAGUGAUCGUGGCAGAGGACCUGUUCAAAGCAGUAGUGCAGGAUCCGCACCAUCUGUUGCUGCGAGCCUCGUACAAGGCUGCCCGGGCUUGGGCAGGCCACGAGGAGGUGGCCAGGGGCCUCAUGAUGAACUUCCUGUUCGAUGCCUGCCCCGCUGCCCACUACUUCAUUCAGGCACGAGAUGAGAAGGACAGAGCGGAUGUGCACAACAUCAUGGAGGGCUUGAGGGCGGCAGCAGCCGCCGUGCAGGCAGCUGAGUUCAGAAAAGCAUAUGGCCACCUCUCCCAGGAACCCCAGUCAGCAUCACCUGAAAUCCUGGACCAGCUGAAGAGGGCUCAAGAGGUGUCGGAGGAGGCAGUUGCACAGGGCAGGCGCGUGAUGGAGCAGGCGGCAGAUCAGCUGAAGGAGAUCCUUCGGGACGGCAACUUACUGAUGCUGCCAGUGUUGCCGAGCGCGCCGCCGGACAGGACGGCUCCUCCGGAGGAGCUGGCCGCGUUUGAGCGCGCCGCCCUGCAGCUGUGCUCCAUUGCCGCCUUGGCAGGCCUGCCACAGGUGUGCAUACCAGUGAUAGUGCCGGGGCAGCCGCCGGCCAGCGUGGCAUUGGUGGGCCUGCAGAGGUCGGACAUGCGGCUGCUGACGGCUGCCGAGAAGCUGGGGCCGCUGGUUACGGAUGCCGCGGUGAAGCUGGCCGCUGCGCAGCAGCACGAUGCCGCUGUUGCUACCAACGGCGGCUCGGCCACGGCUGCGCCUUCUCCGAAGCGGCCGACGGCCAAUGGAACAGCCAAGAAAGCAGCAGCUGGGAGCAAGGCGGCGAGGAGUGCGGCCUCCGCGGCAGAGGCGGAGACGCACAAGGCGGCAGGAAACGAGCUGUUCAAGGCUGGCAGCUUCGAAGAAGCUGUGAAGGAGUACAGCAGCGCCAUAGAGCUCAACCCUGACAGCCCAGUGUAUUACUCCAACCGCGCCAUGGCGUACCUGCAGAUCAUGCAGUUUGCAGAGGCGGAGGCUGACUGCGACCGUGCAUUGAAACGUGAGAUCAGCGUGAAGACGCUGCUGCGGCGCGGCACGGCUCGGCGAGGCAAGCACGAUCUGGAUGGCGCGCGCGCAGACUUCAAACAAGUCCUCGCGCUGGAACCCAAGAACAGGCAAGCACGCACUGAUCUCAUGGCGCUGAAGGAAGAGGAGAAGGCUUUGAGGGCAGAAGCAGAGACAUUGCAGGCCCAAGCUUUUGAUGCUGCUGCCACCGGAACAAUCGAGGAGGAUGUCUUCUUGUAG